AAUGAAAAAAAACAAAAAACAAAUAUGCGCCUGAAGCAGAAUUCGACACCAAUGACAAACGUUGAAAGAAAAGGUGCUGAAAUGGAUGAAACCAACGAAGAAAAACAGACUAACCAAAUGCAAGCAAACACUAAUAAAAAAGCCUAA
Dentiscutata erythropus is the source of this 147-nucleotide messenger RNA. The record is from the annotation of a GenBank genome assembly. Lineage: Eukaryota; Fungi; Glomeromycota; Glomeromycetes; Diversisporales; Gigasporaceae.